AUGGCAAUCUCAAUGUUAAAAAAGAAGCCUAAAGCAUCCAAAAAGUUCGAAACAAAGCAACAUCAGCUCUCUGAUACAAUUUAUUUCAAAAUUCUGUACCGUAUCCCUGCUGCAAUCUUCUUGUUGAUCCUUAUCUUCCUUUGGUCUUCUUCCACCACUAUCAUCUCCGGGAAAUUCCUUCACGUAUGCGUUUCGUCGCGGAAGCUCAACAACCUCUACUGUCUCUCUGCAGGUACACAGCCCAACUUUGAGAUCCCAAUUCAAGCUCUGAACAAGGAUGGUUCAAUUAGUCCUAAUGUUACUGCAAGUAUAAAAGAGGUAGUCGGUAUUGUUGGGGAAGACCCGAAUUUGAUGGUCGCUAACAGGGUCCACAACAAUGGAAGUGAUGGAGAAGUUGCCUUUGCUGUGACGGUAGUUGAAAAGCUGCUGCAAGUUCAAAGAUCAUGGAUAUCGAACAAGAAUCAUGCUGCGUCGUGCGAAGGGAAAGGGAUUUUUGUGUAUGAUUUGCCAUCGAAGUUCAACAAGGACUUGGUAGGUCAAUGUGGAGACAUGAUUCCUUGGACAAACUUGUGCAAGUACUUCGACAACGAAGCCAUGGGAGAACCUAUUGUAGAGCUUGGGAAUGGAUGGUACCACACUCAUCAGUAUGCAUUGGAGCUGAUAUUUCACACAAGGGCAUUGAAGCAUCCUUGCAGAGUUUACGACGAAAACGAGGCAAAGCUGUUCUAUGUUCCAUAUUAUGGUGGCCUAGAUAUCUUGAGGUGGCACUUCAAAAAUGUGUCUAAUGAUGUUAAAGACAGCUUGGGCCUAGAGCUUGUCAAGUGGCUUGAAAACAAGAAAUCAUGGCUCAAACACUCCGGGAAGGAUCAUGUGUUUGUGUUGGGUAAAAUUUCAUGGGAUUUCCGGCGAAAAAACGACGCUUUGUGGGGGACUCGUUUGCUAGAGCUUGAUCAACUGCAGAACUCAAUGAAGUUGUUGAUCGAACGGCAACCAUGGCACAUAAAUGACAUUGGAAUCCCACACCCUACCUACUUCCAUCCCCAUUCAGACGACGAUAUCACUGAUUGGCAGCUAAAGAUCAUACGAUCGAAUCGCAAGAGUCUUAUGAGUUUUGCAGGGGCAGCAAGGCCUGAUGCACCAGAGAACAUAAGGUCAAUACUUAUCAAUCAAUGCAAUUCAGAUGAAACCAAAUGCAGGUUCCUAAAUUGUAGUUCAGGUGGAUGUGAUAAGCCAGCAUCGGUCAUCAACCUCUUCAUGGACUCCGAAUUCUGCUUACAACCUCCAGGAGAUAGCCCAACAAGAAAAUCGGUAUUCGAUUCGCUGGUUUCGGGGUGCAUUCCGGUUCUGUUCGACCCAUUUACAGCAUACUACCAAUAUCCAUGGCAUUUACCAGAGGAUCAUAGCAAAUAUUCGGUGUUCAUAGAGCAAGAAGAGGUGAGAGAGAUGAAGGUGAAUGUGGUAGAGAAGCUGAUGAAGGUAAGUGUGAGGGAGAGAGAGGAUAUGAGAAGGUUCAUUGUUUAUGAACUAUUGCCUGGUUUGGUGUAUGGAGACUCAAAUUCCAAGCUUCAAAAAUUCCAAGAUGCAUUUUCCAUGACAAUCAACAACUUGCUUCAAAGGGAAUAA
Hibiscus syriacus is the source of this 1623-nucleotide messenger RNA. Its product is annotated as probable xyloglucan galactosyltransferase GT20. The coding region runs from base 1 to 1623 and encodes 540 amino acids. The transcript has a single exon. NCBI's taxonomy places the organism in Eukaryota, Viridiplantae, Streptophyta, Magnoliopsida, Malvales, Malvaceae. Gene Ontology annotation, molecular function: glycosyltransferase activity. The record is from RefSeq and is a predicted model, not a curated record.